AUGAUUUACCUCAUUCCCUCCCCCAGAAUUUCAAAGAAUAUUCCUACAACUAAAGAUGUUGAACCUCUACUUGAAAUUGAUGGAGAUAUACGGAACUUUGAAGUAUUUUUAUCUUCUCGAACACCUGUUCUUAUUGCACGUGAUGUAAGAACCUUUUUACCAUGUACUGUAAACUUAGAUCCCAAACUACGAGAAAUCAUUGCAGACGUUCGUGCUGCGAGAGAUCAAAUGAAUAUUGGAGGACUUCCUUAUCCCACGUUGCCUUUACAUGAGGCACCUGCCAGAGCAACAUCUCUGUUCAGUCAGCCUUCAUCAGCUUGCUCUUCUACAACCUCUUUCAACGGACCUUUCAAUAGCGGAGUUUUAUCACCACAGCCUCAUAGCAGUUACUAUAGUGGUAUGACAGGACCUCAGCAUCCAUUUUACAAUCGGCCAUUCUUUGCCCCAUAUCUUUACAUGCCAAGGUAUUACCCUGGCAGUUCUCAUCUCAUCUCACGUCCACCACUAAAAACGAGUUUGUCCAGAGAUCAGAACAAUGGCCUAGAUGUUAUCAAGGAGGAUGCUGAUGAGGGGCUCCCUUCACCCACAGACCCCUCAAUGCCAUGUAAGUCUGGGUUAAGCAAAAACAGACAGGGAGCAGGAGCAGGCACAGGAUCGACCACAGGAGUAUCACAUGUGUCUCUGAGCACAAUGAAUGUGGAAGCUGUGUGUGAGAAGCUAAAGCAGAUAGACGGGCUGGACCAGAGCAUGCUACCUCAGUACUCUGCAACUAUAAGAAAGGCAAAUAUAAAUGGCCGUGUCUUGGCUCAGUGCAACAUUGAUGAACUGAAAAAAGAAAUGAGUAUGAAUUUUGGUGACUGGCAUCUGUUCAGGAGCAUGAUACUUGAAAUGAGAAAUUCAGAAAAUCAGGCUGUUCAGGAAGAUCCUCGUGGAACAGCUGAGCAUGUUACCACUGCGAUUCCUCAUAGUGAACUUACUCGUCGUCCUGGGCAUAACACUGAGUUGCCUCACACUGAGCUUACAGGUCUUUCUGGUCAAGCUCCCUACACUCUUAACUUCAGCUUUGAAGAACUCAACACGAUUGGUCUCGAUGAAGCUCCUCCACGCCAUAGUAACUUAAGCUGGCAGUCACAAACUCGCAGAACUCCAAGUCUUUCAAGUCUUAAUUCUCAAGAUUCUAGUAUUGAAAUAUCAAAGCUUACUGACAAGGUACAGGCAGAAUACAGAGAUGCAUAUAGAGAGUACAUUGCUCAAAUGUCACAGUUAGAAGGAGGUGCCAAUUCUACGACAGUCAGUGGUAGGUCCUCCCCUCAUAGCUCAAAUGCUUUCUAUAUGGGGCAGAGUACCUCAGGGGGUUCCUUGCAUUCCAGUGCAGAACAGGAAAAAGGAAAAGAUGGUGAACAGAAACAAGAUGAUGGAAGAAAGUCCUUCUUGCUGAAGAGAAAUGAUGUUGAUUACAGUACUUCAGGUGUUUCUACUAACGAUGCAUCUCCUUUGGAUCCUAUUACUGAAGAAGAUGAAAAGUCUGAUCAGUCUGGUUCUAAGCUUCUACCAGGAAAGAAGUCUUCGGAAAGAACAAGUAUUUUCCAGGCUGCAGAUUUAAAGCUUAAGGGAGUUACUCUCCGGUAUCAGAAACUUCCAAGUGAUGAAGAUGAGUCAGGAACUGAGGAAUCAGAUAAUACUCCACUUCUUAAGGAAGGUAAAGAUAAGAAAACAGAUGUCAAAAUAGAGAAGCAGCCCAAAUCUCCAGAACAUGGAUCUGAACCUAUCAGAACCUUCAUCAAAGCAAAGGAGUAUUUGACAGAUGCCCUUUUGGAUAAAAAGGAUUCAUCUGACUCUGGUGUAAGAUCCAAUGAAAGUUCUCCGAAUCAUUCCCUCCAUAAUGAAGGAGCAGAUGAUUCACAGCUUGAAAAGGCAAAUCUCAUUGAGCUUGAAGAUGACAGUCACAGUGGAAAGAGAGGAAUUCCACACAGCCUUAGUGGCCUUCAAGAUCCAGCUGUGGUUCGCAUGUCCAUUUGCUCAGAAGAUAAGAAAAGCCCUUCUGAAAGCAGCUUCAUAGCAAGUAGCCCAGAAGAGAACUGGCCAGCUUGCCAGAAAGUCUAUAAUUUAAACAGAACCCCUAGUACAGUAACCUUAAAUAAUAACAGUGCUCCAAACAAUCAAGCUAAUAAAAAUUUUGAAGAAAUACAAGGUAUCAGAGAUUCCCCUCAAAUUAUCCUGCACCCUGGCUCAGGUUCCAAUUCAACUGCGGUUCAGAAUGAGAACCUGAAGAGCGUUGCUCACAAGCGGAGCCAGCGUUCAAGUUACACCAGGCUUUCAAAAGAUUCAUCAGAGCUCCACACUGUUACAGCCUCAGAAGGGGCUGGUUUUGGAGAAGAAAGGGAGAGUAUCCUGUAAAAAGUACGCCCGUGAGCUGUAGCUUGUUUGGAAUUCUUUGUCAGUGUGUGGUUACAUUAAGCUCUGUAGUUUAAGCUUUCAAUAUUGUAAUAGAAGGUCUAGAUUAUUUUCAGUCAUUUUCUUGGAGAGAAGAAGUAAUUUUUACAAGAAGUAAAUUACUUCAGACCUGCCCCACAUAUAAAAGCAGUACUUGCCAGUAUGGAAAACCAGUUCUUCGUUAAGGCACUGUGCAAAGGUUUGGUCAAGGGCAGGUGUUACAGAAGUAAGUAUGGCUUAGUUAUUAAAAUUAUGAUGUGAUUUUCCUUUUCUGUUGGGAUAUGUAUCACUUAUCCCUUCUAAACUUUCCCGUUAAGUCUGCAUACUUGCAAGUAAAAUUAAGACUGUGCAUCUUUGCCAUUUGAUGUAAGAGGUGCCAGAACAUUAAAUAUCACAACCUGUGACACCCUUACCAAACUUUGCCUUAAUUAGUGGAUUGAUGUGUGCAACAUAUAUUGCAUAUGUUGAAAUUUGAGUGUUAAGGUACCUGUUUAGCUAUACGUACACUUUUACUCUCUGUAUGUUCAGUAAUUCCUGUUGACUUUGUGAACCCUGGGUAGAGUGGUGAUAAGGUCUGUAAGGAGCAUUGUCUUGAUGUGUCAUUAGGAUUGGCAGUUAUUUAUAAGGUAACACCUUAUCAUUGAUUUAGUGGAUCCAUUAUUUAUUAUAGGUACAUAAUUUUACAGUCACUGGUCUAAAUAGAUGCAACCAUCUGAUCUACAUUAAAAUAGUGUAAAAAAUUAUAAAGUAUGAGCGUGAUAUCUGAACUUACGGAGUAUCUGUUGCCGUGUGUGAUCUUUCCUUGGUACGGUGUUUUAACAUUUGGUUAUGGAAAGAAAAAUAAGCAGUUUGCCAUUUUAAAAAUAAUGCAUACUUUUUGGAAUCUCAUCAGAGCUGUAUGCCAGCUUCUUCAUUUCUGAAGUUCAGUGUUUGAAGAUUUUUAUGUCAUCUGAGUAAUGCACCUGAAUGUUACUGUAGCAAAUACUUGUACUGUCCAGUGAAAUCUGCAUGUUUUUGAGGAAGAAUUGUUCAAACUAGACUCUGGUAGUACAAAGAGAAUAAAAAAUAAAUUG
Messenger RNA from Antrostomus carolinensis (chuck-will's-widow), 3506 nucleotides. Its product is annotated as kinase D-interacting substrate of 220 kDa-like. Gene Ontology annotation, molecular function: protein kinase regulator activity; PDZ domain binding. Gene Ontology annotation, biological process: nerve growth factor signaling pathway. The record is from RefSeq and is a predicted model, not a curated record. Lineage: Eukaryota; Metazoa; Chordata; Aves; Caprimulgiformes; Caprimulgidae. The transcript is spliced from 9 exons. The coding region runs from base 1 to 2397 and encodes 798 amino acids.